Messenger RNA from Propithecus coquereli (Coquerel's sifaka), 2712 nucleotides. Its product is annotated as tubulin beta-3 chain. The transcript has 6 exons. The record is from RefSeq and is a predicted model, not a curated record. Bases 1 to 2403 code for a protein of 800 amino acids. Gene Ontology annotation, molecular function: G protein-coupled receptor activity; structural constituent of cytoskeleton; GTP binding. Gene Ontology annotation, cellular component: membrane; microtubule; cytoplasm. NCBI's taxonomy places the organism in Eukaryota, Metazoa, Chordata, Mammalia, Primates, Indriidae. Gene Ontology annotation, biological process: axon guidance; mitotic cell cycle; G protein-coupled receptor signaling pathway.
AUGCCCGCGCAGGGAUCCCAGAGGAGCCUGCUGGGCUCCGUGAACUCCACUCCCACAGCCACCCCCCGCCUCAGGCUGGCCGCCAACCAGACGGGCCCCCAGUGCCUGGAGGUGUCCGUCCCCGACGGACUCUUCCUCUGCCUGGGGCUGGUGAGCUUGGUGGAGAACACGCUGGUGGUGGCUGCCAUUGCCAAGAACCGCAACCUGCACUCGCCCAUGUACUGCUUCAUCUGCUGCCUGGCGCUGUCGGACCUGCUGGUGAGCGUGAGCAACGUGCUGGAGACGGCUGUCCUGCUGCUGCUGGAGGUGGGCGCCCUGGCGGCCCAGGCCACCGUGGUGCAGCAGCUGGGCAACAUCAUCCACGUGCUCACCUGCAGCUCCAUGGUGUCCAGCCUCUGCUUUCUGGGCGCCAUCGCCAUGGACCGCUACAUCUCCAUCUUCUACGCCCUGCGCUAUCACAGCAUCGUGACGCUGCCCCGGGUGCGGCGGGUCAUCGCGGCUGUCUGGGCGGCCAGCGUCCUCUCCAGCACCCUCUUCAUCGCCUACUACGACCACACAGCUGCCCUGCUCUGCCUGGUGGUCUUCUUCCUGGCCAUGCUGGUGCUCAUGGCGGUGCUGUACGUGCACAUGCUCACCCAGGCGUGCCAGCACGCCCAGGGCAUCGCCCGGCUGCACAAGAGGCAGCGCCCGGUGCAGCAGGGCUGGGGCCUUAAGGGUGCCGCCACCCUCACCAUCCUGCUAGGUGUCUUCUUCCUCUGCUGGGGCCCCUUCUUCCUGCACCUCACGCUCAUAGCCGUCUGCCCCCAGCACCCUACCUGCAGCUGCAUCUUCAAGAACUUCAAACUCUUUCUGACCCUCAUCAUCUGCAACGCCAUCGUGGACCCCCUCAUCUACGCCUUCCGCAGCCAGGAGCUCCGCAAGACGCUCAAGGAGGUGCUGCUCUUCUCCUGCUCCAGGCAACGUGCCCUCGUCAGCUGGGAAGUCUCUGGGAUGGAAGAGCAACAAGGCCACCGAGAAGGAGUGCUGCUCCCGAGAUGGCCUCAGGAGAAGGGGCUUUGUGACCAGAGAUAUUCAGCCAUAGCCACCAAGCGGCUACUUCAGGAAGAAUUCUGGGAAGUCAUCAGUGAUGAGCACGGCAUAGACCCCAGCGGCAACUAUGUGGGGGACUCGGACCUGCAGCUGGAGCGGAUCAGCGUCUACUACAAUGAGGCCUCCUCUCACAAGUAUGUGCCUCGGGCCAUCCUGGUGGACCUGGAGCCUGGGACCAUGGACAGCGUCCGGUCUGGGGCCUUCGGGCAUCUCUUCAGGCCCGACAACUUCAUCUUCGGUCAGAGUGGGGCGGGCAACAACUGGGCCAAAGGUCACUACACGGAGGGCGCGGAGCUAGUGGACUCGGUCCUGGACGUGGUGCGGAAGGAGUGUGAGAAUUGCGACUGUCUCCAGGGCUUCCAGCUGACCCACUCGCUGGGCGGGGGCACGGGCUCGGGCAUGGGCACCCUGCUCAUCAGCAAGGUGCGCGAGGAGUACCCCGACCGCAUCAUGAACACCUUCAGCGUGGUGCCCUCACCCAAGGUGUCGGACACGGUGGUGGAGCCCUACAACGCCACCCUGUCCAUCCACCAGCUGGUGGAGAACACGGACGAGACCUACUGCAUCGACAACGAGGCCCUGUACGACAUCUGCUUCCGCACGCUCAAGCUGGCCACGCCCACCUACGGCGACCUCAACCACCUGGUGUCGGCCACCAUGAGCGGCGUCACCACCUCGCUGCGCUUCCCGGGCCAGCUCAACGCCGACCUGCGCAAGCUGGCCGUGAACAUGGUGCCCUUCCCCCGCCUGCACUUCUUCAUGCCGGGCUUCGCGCCGCUCACAGCCCGCGGCAGCCAGCAGUACCGCGCGCUCACGGUGCCCGAGCUCACCCAGCAGAUGUUCGACGCCAAGAACAUGAUGGCCGCCUGUGACCCCCGCCACGGCCGCUACCUGACGGUGGCCACCGUCUUCCGGGGCCGCAUGUCCAUGAAGGAAGUGGACGAGCAGAUGCUGGCCAUCCAGAGCAAGAACAGCAGCUACUUCGUGGAGUGGAUCCCCAACAACGUCAAGGUGGCCGUGUGCGACAUCCCGCCCCGCGGCCUGAAGAUGUCCUCCACCUUCAUCGGCAACAGCACGGCCAUCCAGGAGCUGUUCAAGCGCAUCUCGGAGCAGUUCACGGCCAUGUUCCGGCGCAAGGCCUUCCUGCACUGGUACACGGGCGAGGGCAUGGACGAGAUGGAGUUCACCGAGGCCGAGAGCAACAUGAACGACCUGGUGUCCGAGUACCAGCAGUAUCAGGACGCCACGGCCGAGGAGGAGGGCGAGAUGUACGAAGACGAGGAGGAGGAGUCGGAGGCCCAGGGCCCCAAGUGAAGCCGCUUGCAGCUGGGGUGUGGGGCCGGGGUGCCUGUCCCCAGCGACAUCAGCUACCAACACUCCCCCGCUUUGCUCCCCGCCAGCUCGCCACUCUCGAGGGCCCCGGGUCCUUGUCCUCCAGCACUGAUGGCCGCCCCGCCCCCAGCCCACUGGGCUCCGUCUCCCGCCAUAGGCCAUCUCUGUCUUGUGUUCCCGUUUGUCUCUGACUUAUUGUGGCUCCAGGCCUGAUGGUUUAUGGUUUGUUUUGUUUUUUUAUUGGUUUGUGUUUAUAUUUGGGGGGAUACUUAAUAAAUCCACUGCGGUCAG